Molecule: messenger RNA, 381 nt
Organism: Caenorhabditis remanei
Lineage: Eukaryota; Metazoa; Nematoda; Chromadorea; Rhabditida; Rhabditidae
Exons: 1
Coding region: 1-381 (126 amino acids)
Source: RefSeq, a predicted model, not a curated record
AUGAAUUUAUUGUUCCUCAUCCUGAUGAUGGAUAGCGGCGGCAAGUUCAUUACGGCUGAGUGCUGCACGACGUUUCAUUCUCCAAUAUUGAAGACGUGUCCAGAGUUCUCGAAGAGCGAUGUAGAUCAUUGCGAUAUUCUUGACACCGAAAAGAGAUGGAUCGUAUUUCUUUCCAUGUUGUUGAACUUCGAGAACAAUGUACAAAUAGAUACGGAGUCCCAAGAAUGGUCCAUUGACAAGAAGAACGUAGAGGAAAGCCCAAAGUUUCUCACUGACGAGCAGGAAACGUGGAACUUUGGCGUAGCGAAGUUUGGCGAGAGCGAAUGUUGGCAUGAAGAAGUUGAUGCAGGCCACAACGAGGAUAGUCCAUUCCAGCCAUAA